Arachis duranensis is the source of this 674-nucleotide messenger RNA. Its product is annotated as probable O-methyltransferase 3. The record is from RefSeq and is a predicted model, not a curated record. The transcript has 2 exons. Gene Ontology annotation, biological process: methylation. Lineage: Eukaryota; Viridiplantae; Streptophyta; Magnoliopsida; Fabales; Fabaceae. Bases 28 to 498 code for a protein of 156 amino acids. Gene Ontology annotation, molecular function: O-methyltransferase activity; S-adenosylmethionine-dependent methyltransferase activity.
GUUGAUGUGGGUGGAGGCACAGGAACUAUGACUAAGGCUCUUGCUAAGGCGUUUCCACAAAUGGAGUGUGUUGUGUUUGAUCUUCCACAUGUUGUUCAUGGCUUGCAAGGAACUGGGAAUCUCAAAUAUGUUGGAGGUGAUAUGUUUGACUCAAUUCCUCCUUCAGAUGCCAUUUUCUUGAAGUUUAUAUUGCAUGACUGGAAUGAUGAGAAAUGUAUCAAAAUACUGAAGAACUGCAAAGAAGCAAUCACAAGAAGCAAAGGAAGAAAAGGAAAAGUUAUUGUCAUUGAUAUGGUAGUGGAUGAUGAAAAGAGUGAUGGAGAUAAUAAAUCAAUUGAAACCCAACUUUUCUUUGAUAUGUUGAUGAUGGUAGAAGUCAACGGAAAAGAGAGAAAUGAAAAAGAAUGGGCAAACUUAAUUUUCUCAGCUGGUUUUAGUAGCUACAAGAUAAACUUAUCAGCUUUGGGAUUAAGAUCUCUCAUUGAAAUCUUUCCAUAAAAAUGCAAGUAGCAAGAAGUGUUUUGUGAAAUAAUGGAGCAUCAUAUAUAAAGAUGCGUUUGAAUAAUGUAUUGUUUGUGAAAUUUGUUUAUUUUUCUCUAUUCAUAAAAUAAAAAAUUAAUGUAUUUGCUGUGCUUUCUUAAAAGGAAAUAAGAAAAACAUUUAUUUUCAUCUCC